CAAUCUUCAACGCACAUCCCGGCCUGGUCUCUGUCCGAGGCAAAAGUGUACAAGAUUGGAUUCUGGAGCCGGAGACUGCGACACCCGCCCCCCCAAGUAAAAGCCACAACCUUUGCCCUCUCUCCCUCUCGCCUGCCUCGCUCGAGCAACAUUUCCCAUCUUCGGAGAGGAUAGCACAACACAUCGCCAGCAGAGAGCAUGAGAAGAGGUUCAUUCGGUGGCAUGGGAGGUGGGAGCAACAGCAUGUUUAGGACUCUCGGUCGGUCGGUCAUCCGAGCUGGCGGUGCCGGCGGCGGCGGGUUUCAAGAAUCCUUCGCUGCUUCCUCUAAUUCCUCUCCUACUUCUCCCAGAAGUGCCUCUGGCUCUGGCCACAAGCUCAGCUCUAGCCACCAGCUUUCUCUCUCCUCUGCUGCUUCGCCCUUCACUCCAUGUAACACCGUCCCUGUAUCUGCCGCUUCUGGCGUGGCGACGUGGCUACCAUUUGCCCCUUCGUCCGAGGUCGAUGAUUACGAGUGGGUGUACGGUGACGGGAAUGAAGACGAAAGGAGGAGCCUUCACUUCGAUGAUUUUGUUCUUGGGUCUGUUCCUUCCACCGACGAGGUUCACGGUGCCGUUUCUGCUAUUCAACAGGUUUUUGAUUCUGGGCCAUACUCUCAGUAUGUCCGGGACAGAUUCAGUCCAUAUGUGGACAAGGAUUUAACAGAUCAGGUGAAAAACGCCUCUAAUUUGCUGCCUCGAGUUUCUUCUUCUGGAUCAGAGAUGGAUUGGAUAGAGCCUGCUGUUCAUCUUUGUAACUCUGGAGCAUUGCAACCUUAUGAACGAGUAUGCGACGCUUUCCACUUGCUGCAGAGGGACCCAUCUGUUCAGAGGAUGGUUAUUUCACUGUCAUCAGAUAAAGCUGUCUGGGAUGCUGUUUUGAAUAAUGAGGUAGUCAAGGAGCUCAGAGAAUCAUGCCAAGCAGCGGAAAUUACUAGUAUUCCAGAUAUAAGUUCGGAUGAGAGCUCCAUUGAUUCCAAUGGAGUGGUCAAUGUGGUAAGGUGGAUGUUUGACAACACUGUCGCAAAAGUCACGGAACUGGUCGAGAAGAUCACAAAGCUAGUUGGUGACUUGUUCCAGAUGCCUCCAAAUGAGGAGGCCGCCUCAUCAGGACAUGCUGACCCCUUUGAGGAAAAGUUGAGAAUGUCGUUUCUGCUAUCCGUCGUGGUCCUCCUGGUCAUAGCUGUGACUCGAGCUCACAACGCUUGAUCCAACCAUCAUUUGUCGACAUGACUUUUGUAAAUCAAUAGUGAUUCCUCGUUUUCUUUCUGUAAAUUGUGACAAAUGCGCGAUUUAAGUUUUUUGUGGUCAGUCAAAACUACUGUUGUUUCAUAUGUCAAUAAAUAAUGGUGUUUGCU
This is a messenger RNA of Rhodamnia argentea, 1394 nucleotides long. RefSeq lists its product as uncharacterized. NCBI's taxonomy places the organism in Eukaryota, Viridiplantae, Streptophyta, Magnoliopsida, Myrtales, Myrtaceae. The record is from RefSeq and is a predicted model, not a curated record. The transcript has 4 exons. The coding region runs from base 199 to 1245 and encodes 348 amino acids.